AUGUCAUCGAAGACAAAUGGAGAAGAAUUUAAAGAACAACUUGAAGAUAUAAUAAAAUGUCCAAUAUGUCUGGACAAUUUUAAUAAACCCUCAUUAUGCAAUGUUAAAUGUUGUAAUUGUAAUGAGCAUACAGCUAAAGUCUGGUGUAGAGAUUGUCUGAACAAAGGAUUUUGCCGAGAAUGUUAUGAAACAUUACAUAAAUUGCCUGCACUUGCGGAUCAUCGACCAGGUGAAUCGAAACCACCCAAAAUAAUCCAUUGUUCGGAACAUCCGACAAAAGAAGCAGAAUUUUGGUGUGAAGAAGACAAGACACUCUAUUGUUCGGGCUGUUUAAUUGAAAAACAUCAACAACAUAAAUGUGAAUUGAUCGGCGAUGCUGUCAAAAAGGUGAUACAUAAAAUUAAAGAGGAUUUUACUAAACAUCCUUUAUCAGUAAGUCCUGAGAUUGAAUUAAAACAGAUACUCACAGAAUAUGAAGAACAAUCAAAGGUAAAAAAAUUAAGUAUUGCAGAAAUAUUUGCAUCCAUACGUCGAAUGAUUGAUGAUCGAGAAAAAUUAAUAAAUGAAAAUCUAUCAGAUGUUGACGUUCAGAAUAAGAAAAAAAUUGAAGAAUAUCAAAUCGAAUGGAUGCAGAAAUGGAGAAACUUUCGAGAAUGGCGACUACUAUUCAAACAAAGAGUUACAACUGCAGAUUAUGUAACGAUAUUGCAACAUCGAGAUAACUAUCAACUAUAUUUUUCGACGGCGAAUGAAGACUGGACUAAUCUAAGACCUCCUAUACUAAGCGAGUAUAAUGUUGAAGGAGUCAGUCAAGUUCACGCGGCAGUAAAACAAGCAUUAGAAAACAUACGAGUAGUGGAACAAUCACCAUAUCAAAAUCCUCAGCUAGAAGAACUCAUCUCGAAUCAGAAAAACAACUCGACCCUCAAUUUGAAUAAUCAUGGAUUAAAUGACUUCGACACGAUAAUUAUUGCUAGAGCAUUACGAAUUAAUAUGAAAGUCACCACACUAUAUCUUGGCAACAAUCAAAUCACAGCUGUAGGAGCAGCACGCAUUGCAGAUUCUCUACGAUAUAUCAAGAUUCUCACUAAACUAGAUCUUUGGAGUAAUCAAAUUGGAACAAUUGGAGCGCAACAUAUUGCUGAUAUUCUACGAAAUAAUAAGACACUGAUGGAAUUAGGUCUAAACGCAAAUCAGAUUGAUAACAAAGGAGCGCAAUAUUUUGCUGAUAUUCUACGUCAGAACAAAACACUCGCCAUAUUACAUCUUGCCGAUAAUCAAAUUGGAGAUGAGGGUGCACAAAGUCUCGUUGAUAUGUUGAAGAGUAAUACGACAUUAAAAGAGUUAUACAUUCUCAAGAACAAGGAAAUUUCAGCAAAUGUUCGAACACAAUUGAAAAAUCAGGACAAUAGAUUACGUUGA
Molecule: messenger RNA, 1422 nt
Organism: Adineta steineri
Lineage: Eukaryota; Metazoa; Rotifera; Eurotatoria; Adinetida; Adinetidae
Source: the annotation of a GenBank genome assembly